AUGUCAACUGCCCAGCCGGUAAGAGAAAACUCGGACUCAAUUCAUCUCUGAGCAUCGAUUCUGCUCCAGCUGUCAUCGAUCCGCCUCAUGAUGACUUCAGAUGAUGCUUCUUCUGAAGUUCCUUCGCCUCCGCAACGGGAGGAAUCAAGUGUCGUGGAAUCCAUUGGUGACUCCGAAUCACCCCAAUCCCCACCCGAAUCGACUUUCACCCACACCUUGCCUAUCCACACUCAUGUAACAAGCUCGAUCCUUACCAAAGAAACAAACGAGCCUGUAUCAUUGGGCGGUCUGAAGAACCUAGGCAUGCUUGUGCUUUUGGCAAACAAUCUACGCCUGAUCCUUGAGAACCACACCAAGUACGGCUUUCUGCUUGGAAACCCUUUCGCAACAGUACCAAUCGGCGAUGUGAAAAAUACCGUGUUGGUGUGGUGCUUGAUCCCAUUGCAUAUUCUUUUCGCGGUCACCAUCGAGAAAUACAUUGCCAAAAAGGCGAUCGGUACGAAGAAGAAGCAUGUGGACAACCCAACGGCUCACUUUAGGGACCACUUGUAUUGUCUGGCCCAUGUUAUCAAUGCAGGCUGGCUUCUUGCAUACGUUACAUAUCUUGUGUACUUUCACAUAUAUCAUCCUUUACUCGGAUCAGCUUGCGAGGUGCAUGCUCUCAUUGUCUCGAUGAAGUUGAUGUCGUACUAUUUCACCAAUCGCGAUCUUCGUAAAGCGUUUGUGAAAGACGAUCCAGUACCCAAGGAUUAUGUGCUUCAGUACCCGCAAAACAUCAGUGUACGAAACAUCAUGUACUUCUGGUGGGCUCCUACACUGGUCUACCAACCUUCAUACCCGCGUUCCAACGUCCCUUUCCGCAAGCUUUUUUUCUUGAAGAGAUGUGGUGAGAUUUCUGCUUUAUUCUUUGCUCUAUGGUUUGUUUCCGCGCAGUAUGCCAAUCCCAUCCUCAUCAACUCGCUCAGCGCCAUGCACGACUUGAGGGUCAGCGUCAUCGUUGAGAGAAUACUGAAGCUAUCCACGGUCUCAAUCGUCAUCUGGCUGGCCGCGUUCUUCUGUAUCUUUCAAUCGAUACUCAAUGCUCUCGCCGAAGUAAUAGGCUUCGGAGAUCGUUCAUUCUACAUGGACUGGUGGAACGCAGGCUCCCUGGGUACCUACUGGAGAUUAUGGAACCGACCGGUGUACAACUACAUGAAACGACACGUUUAUUUGCCUCUCCGAACACGAGGAUUCUCCGCUACGCAAGCGUCAACAAUCGUUUUCCUCAUCAGCGCCUUCCUUCACGAGCUCCUGGUUGGCAUCCCAACACAUAAUCUUAGUUUCAUUGCCUUUUCCGGGAUGAUGUUUCAAGUGCCACUCAUCAUGCUGACUGCACCACUGGAAAAAAUGCGGGGGCCUGGAACGGUUAUCGGCAACUGCAUCUUCUGGGUUUCUUUCGUGAUUGUUGGGCAGCCAACCGCAGUUCUGUGGUACUACUACAGAUGGCACGCCAUGCAUGGUACCGUAGGCCAAUCGCACUGAAGACCGAAGCCGUUUCGCUCUCACUUAACCUACAACGCAUGUUUCGGUUGUUCCCACUACCGGGCAUCGGCCCUUUGUACUUCGGUUUUGACAUAUACCCCAUAUUUUCUAAUGAGAUACUUGCCCGUCUGCG
This is a messenger RNA of Saitoella complicata NRRL Y-17804, 1654 nucleotides long. RefSeq lists its product as uncharacterized. Gene Ontology annotation, cellular component: endoplasmic reticulum membrane. The record is from RefSeq and is a predicted model, not a curated record. The coding region runs from base 88 to 1521 and encodes 477 amino acids. The transcript has 11 exons. Lineage: Eukaryota; Fungi; Ascomycota; Saitoellomycetes; Saitoellales; Saitoellaceae. Gene Ontology annotation, biological process: triglyceride biosynthetic process. Gene Ontology annotation, molecular function: diacylglycerol O-acyltransferase activity.